Messenger RNA from Pipistrellus kuhlii (Kuhl's pipistrelle), 4696 nucleotides. RefSeq names its product abl interactor 2 (gene ABI2). Gene Ontology annotation, molecular function: SH3 domain binding. The record is from RefSeq and is a predicted model, not a curated record. Gene Ontology annotation, cellular component: lamellipodium. NCBI's taxonomy places the organism in Eukaryota, Metazoa, Chordata, Mammalia, Chiroptera, Vespertilionidae. The transcript has 12 exons. The coding region runs from base 233 to 1855 and encodes 540 amino acids.
CGCCCGGCCGGCAGUCGCCCGGGUGACGGUCGGCGGAGUCCGUGGGCUCGCGCCCCGCCCCCGGCCCGCCGCCCCCUCCCCGCGGCUCCGCCGGUGUCCUCGCUCCUCCCGAGCUGCCGCCCCGGCCGCCGCUCCCGCUCCCCGGCUCCCCGGCGUGCGCUCCCCGACCGCCGCCAGCGGCCGCCGCCGCCUCCGCGGUCCGCACGGGGAGGAGGAGGAGGAGGAUGUGAAGAUGGCGGAGCUGCAGAUGCUGCUGGAGGAGGAAAUCCCGGGGGGCCGCCGGGCCCUCUUCGACAGCUACACGAACCUGGAGCGGGUGGCCGACUACUGCGAGAACAACUACAUCCAGUCAGCAGAUAAGCAGCGAGCCCUAGAAGAAACCAAAGCCUACACCACCCAGUCCUUAGCGAGUGUUGCCUAUCUGAUAAAUACCUUGGCCAACAAUGUCCUGCAGAUGCUGGAUAUCCAGGCAUCCCAGCUACGGAGGAUGGAAUCGUCAAUCAAUCAUAUUUCACAAACUGUUGAUAUUCAUAAAGAGAAAGUUGCAAGAAGAGAAAUUGGUAUUUUGACUACCAAUAAAAACACUUCAAGGACACAUAAGAUUAUUGCUCCAGCCAAUCUUGAAAGACCAGUUCGUUAUAUUAGAAAACCUAUCGAUUAUACAAUUCUAGAUGAUAUUGGACAUGGAGUAAAGUGGUUGCUUAGAUUUAAGGUGAGCACCCAGAACAUGAAGAUGGGUGGGCUGCCACGCACAACGCCUCCCACACAGAAGCCCCCCAGCCCCCCUCUGUCAGGGAAAGGGACGCUUGGGCGGCACUCCCCCUACCGCACACUGGAGCCCGUGCGUCCUCCAGUGGUUCCCAAUGAUUACGUUCCCAGCCCAACCCGUAAUAUGGCCCCCUCGCAGCAGAGCCCUGUGAGGACAGCUUCUGUGAAUCAGAGAAACCGAACCUACAGCAGCAGCGGCAGCAGCGGAGGCAGCCACCCCAGCAGCCGCAGCAGCAGCCGGGAGAACAGCGGCAGCGGCAGCGUGGGCGUGCCCAUCGCCGUGCCCACGCCCUCCCCGCCCAGCGUCUUCCCAGCCCCUGCUGGCUCUGCUGGUACUCCUCCCCUUCCUGCCACUUCCGCCUCCGCCCCCGCCCCUAGUGCUCCUGCUCCUGUCCCCUCCGCUGCCCCAGAGGCCGCUUCUGGGGGCGCCCAGGCCCUUGCUGAUGGCUUCGCUUCUCCAACUCCCCCCGUUUCUUCUGCUCCCCCUACAGGUCAUCCCGUCCAGUUCUACAGCAUGAACAGACCCGUCUCCCGCCACACGCCCCCGACGGUAGGCGGCUCGCUGCCCUAUCGCCGUCCCCCGUCCAUCACCGCACAAACGAGCCUUCAGACGCAGAUGAACGGAGGCCCUUUCUACAGCCAGAAUCCAGUAUCUCUUGCUCCUCCUCCUCCCUCCAUCCUACAGGUAACUCCUCAGUUACCUUUAAUGGGAUUUGUGGCCAGAGUCCAAGAAAAUAUUUCAGACACACCGCCCCCACCACCGCCUGCGGAAGAGCCAGUCUUUGAUGAGUCGCCCCCGCCGCCCCCUCCUCCAGAAGAUUACGAGGAGGAGGAGGCCGCCGUGGUGGAGUACAGUGAUCCUUACGCCGAGGAGGACCCGCCCUGGGCCCCGCGCUCUUACUUGGAGAAGGUUGUGGCCAUUUAUGAUUAUACAAAAGACAAGGAAGACGAGCUGUCUUUUCAGGAAGGAGCCAUUAUUUAUGUCAUCAAGAAGAACGACGACGGCUGGUACGAGGGAGUGAUGAACGGAGUGACGGGGCUCUUCCCUGGGAACUAUGUGGAGUCCAUCAUGCACUAUUCCGAGUGAGCUCGCCGGCCGGGGUGUCCCUUCCCGCCCCGCGGACUUCAGCCCUCCCGGGCCGGCACUCUCCCAGUGAAGCGAAUGAAGGACACAAACGGUAACUACGUAUGUAUUGGGUUUCCCCCCCGGUUUAUCCCCCAGUAUUAAAACAAAAAAGCAACCUAAUUGUGAACAAAUGGAUCUUUCUGUCAUCAUUUGUACUAUGCUGAGCGGUCUGGAUUGAAAUAAAGUGACCCUUUCUGAAUAUGUAGAGGAAUAACAGCAUAACUGUAAAACGAAUCUGGUUAAGACUGAUUCAGAGCAAAAUCUGGGAUCUUUCUCAGGAAUACUGUACCUGUGGCACUGGCUGUUCUUCAGUGCCUGUGCCAGAGGGUUAGCCCUGUGGCCUACUGCGUACCCCACUUCCUUCCACCCGUCUUGAGGAGGGAACCGAUGUUUGAGUACCGUACUGAACCAUUUUUAGUUGUUUCUGAUGGCUCAUUUCCUCGCACAGGUAAAUUGUCCUCUCUCAGUACUUGCGAAUACCAGUGAAUGCUGAACUGACUUGCAUCCCUUUGUUUCUCAAUCUGUAGAUGAUGAUAGAAUGAGUCUCCCAGCAUUCUGAGGGUGGUUGGCGGUGGCCAGUGUGACUGAAUGUGCUGCUGCAGCAUGAGACUGGUGGCCCCGAGGGCCAGGACACCAAUGAGCGUAGUGGCCCGGCUCACGUGCGGAAGCAGGUGUGCGAUGCUGGCCGUGAAGGCGCUUAGGGCUCUGAGGAGGUUGGACUAUAGAAAUGUGCUGCCCAGCAGGAUCCUAAGGCUUUGCCUUGGGCCCUGGUUUGAGAAGCAGGAUUUUGGAAGUUAGACCAACUAUUUACUUUCACUAUUGAGAAAAACUUUCUUUUUGAGGAAACUAGCAGUUGUUUUCAAAUUUCUUGAUAGUCACUGGGAAUAAAAGGCUUGCUGCUGUAAUCCUGGAGUGAUGUUAAUGGCCAGUGUUAGCUGCUGCCGAGUUGUUGACUCACUUGACCUAGAAAAGGGAAAUACUCUCUUGGUUUUGUGGUUGGCCUUGGAAGUAGCUUCCUUUGGUGAGAAUUUGAACCUUGUUUCUCAGACUAAGAAUAGUGGGGUAAGACCAAAUAUUUAUCCCCUUACAUAGAUUAAAAACUGAUAGGACUUUGCAAUAAAGCCCUUUUUUUAUAGCUACAAGUUCAGUGGAGUCAGUAAGAUGGCUUGAAUCCUUUCGGUAAUCAGUAUAAGAAGUGUUUACAAAACCCAGGAGGGCUUUGCUGCUCACAGGUGAAACUCGGUGAUGAACCAGCAAUGGUUAGGCCCCCAGUCAUGGCUCUUCCCAGGCCCAGUGACUUGGCCAGAGAGCUUUGCCAGGCGACUUCCCUGUGUGGGUUCAAAGGGGAGAGGUACUAGCUACAUAUACAGUUGACCCUUGAACAACAUGGGUUUGAACUGUACAAGUGGAUUUUUUCAAGAAAUAUACAGUCAGCCCUCCAUAUCCCUGGAUUUUGUAUCUGCAUUUUCAACCAGUUAAGAUUGAUAAUAGUAUUUUCAACCUGCAGUUGGGAACCACAGAUGUGGAGAACCAGCUGUGUGCAUUGUUUUAGAUCAUUUUGUGUAAGCGACUUCAGCAUCCAAGGAUUUUGGUGUGUGUGUGUGUUCUGGAUUCGAUCCCCCACAGAUAAAGAAGGCUGACGGUAGUAGUUAAGUUGUGGGGAGUCACUAUAGGUGGAUUUUCAAUUGCCUGGGUCUCAGGGUCAACUUGUGUUUCACACGUAAGCCUUGAACAUGAACUAGUGCAGAUAGAGGACGUGAUUGAAAUGGACGUACCUGGUGGCAGUGUGUGAGGGAAUUCAGACGGUGCAGGGGGAACAUUCCAGUCGUGAGUCUAUCAGGGCACAAAACUUCGCCAUUUGACUGAGACCCAGAUACAGUUCCAUUGUCAAGACUUUUCGUUGUAAAGUUGAAGACCCCUCCCCACACCCCUCACAUAUUGCAAGUCAGCCAUUUUGCUUUUAGCUCUCUUUAACUUUAAAUUUGACUUUGCCUCCAUGUUUUCGUGAGAUCAUCCCAAUACCCUUUUUAUCCUGUUUUCCUUUGAAAUAAUGGCCUUGAGUGUCCUCUGAGCUGUCGGCUUCGUUAUGAACCCAAACUAGACUACUUGGACAGGUUAGCUCUUCUUGGUGUAUAACUAGGAAAACGUUUACAAUGGUAUGCUCCAAUUAUUUAUUUAAAUACCUUUUUUGCUGAGAAAGCUUAGGGUUUAAUAAGAAGAUAUUUGAAAUCCAGAAAGUAGUUCCGUACCGCACACCGAUGGCAGACAACUGCGCAUCCAGAGUUGGCAGCAGCGGCUUACCUGUCGGACUGUUGCUGUUGGCAGACGACACUGGUGGUGCCGGCCUGAGCAGGGGAACCACAGGUCAGCUGACCUCUCUCUGUAUUAUUUAGUACUAAUGUGUGAUUUCAAACUAUGUUUGAUUUUCUGCAUACUUUAAAUUUUUGUACAGUUUUGAACUCUAUAUAUUGUCUUAGAAGGAUAUUAAGUAACAAUGGGCCAGGCCUAUAGUAAUGGGAGCCUUUAAAGUAUGUGACAUUUUAUAGAUUGCAUGCUGUUAAGUCUGUGAGGAUAGUAUUUCUUGUUUUGUCAGUUUUCCCAUUUAUCUUUUUAUAAGUGAGAUGAGAUAGUGGGCAGUAGGAAUUCCAAAUGAACGUAGAAAUCUCACAUGCUACAUAAUAUUGUGGCAAAGGGGAUCCAAGACUAAAUCUGCUGACAAGCAAGCAACCUUAUUAUCAGGAUAUAAUCUAACUGGAAUUUUUUUCCUUUUUGACUUGCUGUCCAAUCUCUAUUUCCUUAAAA